UUUUACAGCUGAGGAGAUAUUUGACAACGGUUUCGUCGGGAAACAAUUCGUCAAAAUUGUUAAUUUCAAGUCAUCUUUAAUUGUUGGAACAUGAUACGGUCAACUUGUUAAGUAUAUAGCAAGUUUUAGGCAGAUAUAAGAGAGUGAAGGAGUUUCUUAAGUGUGGAAUUAGUGAGUGUUUUCUCGGUUCGAAAUUUUGUUUGGUAUUUUGAAACCAAUUCUCCUGUGCUAUUUCAAUGGAGCAGCUUUCGCUUGUUGACAUCAGAAACUCGACAGUGUGUGUUGAUUUGUGCACCAUUUUUCAUCCGUUAGCCACGAACUGCACAAGUCCUAGUUUUAGUAGUAGACCUAUAAACAUGCACUGUUGUUUUAUCAGUGGAAGAUCAACAUUUGCGUGAAGAGGAAAUUUUGACUUUUUGAGGGACUUUUUCCAAAGUAAAGUUAAGGAAGUUCCGUUGUCGCAGACUCAUCAGAGCAGCAGGCCAGAAGUCACACCAGUCUACACUCAGUCAGAAACAAAUAUUUCGCAAACACCCAACAUGAAGCUUUUGGAGAAUCCAAAUUUGGAUGCAAUGGGAAAUGCACUGACCAUUGAAACAGGAGAUUGCAAAUUAUCAGGAAGGCUGGAGAGUUACUCUUGCAAGAUGGCAGGUAAUGACAAGCGCCUCUUUAAGAUGUUGAGCCAGGAAAACGGCCACACCCCAGAUGACCUCCAGGCGUUGUCCCCUCCGCAGAGCCAGCUAUCGCUCAGUCCUCGUGCUGGAAUAAGCCCCCAGACAGGGAUGUACAGUACCAGCGCUGGGGAUGAGUCCAGUGGACCGCUGUGCCACACAUGCAGUCGCAAAAUGAUCUUCUACCUGAUUUCAACACUCAACGCUUCUUUUCAGCCAGAUUAUGAUUUCAGUGAUGCCAAAAGCCAUGAGUUUAGCCGUGAGCCCAGUUUGGAUUGGACUGUCAACGCUGUGGACAGUAACAUGUUCUCCACUUCGGGUGACAUCUAUGCAGCACAGAUCCGUCCCAAAUUAUGGGCUGCUAUCAAUGAUGAGAUUAACCCAAAUGAGUGUGAAAUCUACAGCUACAACCCGGACCUGGAGUCAGAUCCUUUUGGAGAAGAGGGGGUCUUGUGGUCCUUCAACUACUUCUUCUUUAACAAGAAACUGAAGCGAAUCCUGUUCUUUGCAUGCAGGGCCAGCAGUAAAACCUCCACAGUAGGUGCUGAUUCUGGUAUCGGACAUGACUUUGAUAUGUUACUUGAUGAGGAGAUAUCUGAAGACGAUGAUGGUUAUGAAGAGGAUGAAGCAAGUGGUGUGUACAUGGACGACAGCUUCAGACAGGAGAGGGUUACACCGUUGAUGUAUUGAGUGAGCAGUGAGGCUGGUAGCUCUGUCCGAUGACAACAAUGUGUCUUGGUACAGGUUUGUGGUUGAACGAGGACCCUCCGAAAUCUGCGGACAGUUUGUGGGAAGAGAGGCGAAGACAAGGAUCAGAUGCAAGUUCUUAUCAAAAUCAAUUUUAAUUCCUGGUGUUUAGUUCUAACCAAUCCUGUUAGUUGUAAGAUGAUUUGGGAUUACUUUAUCCAUGAGAUUUGUAACGGUUGUUGCUGUAUUUCUUUGUAAUAUUAUCCGUCUUUCAUUAUGUUUUUGUGUGGCAUGUCGUUAGUCCAUUUUGUUUUCUGUAUUAGACAGGGUGUGUUUUUGUUUCCUCUGACAAUUUCCAAAAGGGGCCUACAAGCUUUCUUAUGGUUUGUAGCUUUCUGCAAAGAGGAUAGUGAUUUUCCUGCUUGUAGAUCUAGCAUUAAUGUACAUAUCCGAGAAAGAUUCUGGCAUUAUACAUAGAGUGAAAGUGUUCCUUUGGAAGAAAUGGCCAGUGUUGAUCAUCAACCGAAAGUUUCCUCAAACCCAAGAAGCGCAAUCUUUAAUUUGAACCCGAAACACACACAAGUAGAAGUUUAAUUCUGAAAAUCAACCUGAUACCAGAAUUUGAAAGCCAACUUAUCUGUCAUACCUUUGAAUAUUAUCCCCUAUGGUUUUGAAAGAUAAAUUAAAAUGUGUAUGCCAGCAAAUGUUGUCAGGUCUUGCCUGAACACACGAUUCUUCUAAAAAGAAUUCCUGUUGGAAGAAAGUUCAAGACAUCAGAAGAAGAACAAAUUGUCUGAAAAGUUUGCUCUGUUCUUGGUUUCCCUUUUGAUGUGUCAAAAGUUUCUAUCAUUGUUUUUUAUGAUUUUGUUGGUAGACAGUAGUUGGUUGUCUUGAGGUUGCAAUAACUAGAACAAAACAAAAAUAAAUCAAAAUUCCAAUGUGUAUAGUGUAAAUAUUUAUAGAGAUAUAUAAUUUAAUAAAAACUCAUCUAGUUUCCUAGUUUGUAAAAAGUCUGUGUUUGGAUGUGGUUUGUGUUUGGAUGUGGUUUGUGUUUGGAGGAUGUAGAUGCCAUCCAUGGUAACUUACAUUGUGUGUUGAAUGUAAAUAACAACAAUUUACUUGAUGAGUUUAAGGCUUAUUACAUUUUUAUGAUACCGACAGGGUUCAAUUUCACCAAGUAGUCAAAUACUUUCGUCUUAAGAUGAGUUGGCAGUAUUGCUAUAUUGAUUUGUAUUGUCACAUCACACUUAUCACAUGCUAAGCAAUUUAAGAUAAGUACAAAGUUAAGAUCAAUCUUCAACUCUUUGUGAAAUGGAUCCAUGUGCAAACAUGCUUUUAGCUUCAUGCUUUACAUGCUUUUAGCUUCAUGCUUUACAUGCUUUUAGCUCAUUGAUGCAAAAUAUUUCUGUUUUGCAUUUGUUAUAUUCUACUUGUAGAUUGUGAAAUUUAUAAAGGACUACAAGUGAGGAGCUUGUUAUUAAAAUUAAAUUAUCAUAAUAGAGAAUACAAACACCAUAAAGCUAUCCGAUCGGUCACUGGGUCACUGCUUGAUUCUACUUGUACUUGCACAAUUUUGUUAAGCCUUCCUGAUACUGACGUGUUUUGAAGCUUGUGUGUGACCGAGGAACGGAUUUUUCAGAAAACUUGUGUUCGUGUUGAAACUCGCACAAGUUUGUAUGAAAGGAUUGGGGUUAAUGCCCAGUUUUAAAGCUUCAUGAUAUGCACAGAUGUGUAAGUAAAUUUGCUGGAUAGAAUGCCUGCUGUAUUGUAUUUUGAACUGAGAUUUUAGUCACUUUAGUGGGAAUUGUAAGUUGAGGAUGCGGUUAAAUCAUGCACUAUCUUAUAAUAUUCCUAUUUGCUGUCCCACAGUGACUUGUAAAAAAAUUAAUUUAAUGUAUUUAUUUUACUUGGAUUCACCUUUUGAAGUAGAUUGCUUCAAAAACAAAAAAUUGUUUGUUUGAAGAACAUUAUUCAGUUGAGAGACCACCAAAAACACUUGAUCGUGUAUUUGACCAUAUAUUCUAUAAUGCACUGUAUUGUUUGGAAUGAUUGAAGUUGCGUUGGCUUGGAAUGAUUGAAGUUGCGUUGGCUUGGAAUGAUUGAAGUUGCGUUGGUUUGGAAUGAUUGAAGUUGCGUUGGCUUGGAAUGAUUGAAGUUGCGUUGGCUUGGAAUGAUUGAAGUUGCGUUGGCUUGGAAUGAUUGAAGUUGCGUUGGCUUGGAAUGAUUGAAGUUGCGUUGGCUUGGAAUGAUUGAAGUUGCGUUGGCUUGGAAUGAUUGAAGUUGCGUUGGCUUGGAAUGAUUGAAGUUGCGUUGGCUUGGAAUGAUUGAAGUUGCGUUGGCUUGGAAUGAUUGAAGUUGCGUUGGCUUGGAAUGAUUGAAGUUGCGUUGGCUUGGAAUGAUUGAAGUUGCGUUGGCUUGGAAUGAUUGAAGUUGCGUUGGCUUGGAAUGAUUGAAGUUGCGUUGGCUUGGAAUGAUUGAAGUUGCGUUGACUUAAUUUACACAGUUUGACUUAGUAUGGAAAUAUUUUGCCGUUAUUUUGAGGAGUGUUCUAAAGGAUUUCUGCUCUAAUUUAAACUUUGCAUAAUUAAUCAUCUGAAAUACUUCCUUGUGACACAUUUGCCUUUUUAAUUCUUGUUUUUUAAAUGGAAAGUUAAUGAAGAUUAAAAAUUAAAGCCAUACACUGUUAUCCUGUUGAUAUAACCCCUGCACUCCUGUGAGGUACGGCACAGCAUCAAAUGAAAGUUACGUAUAAUAGUUCUUUCAUGUUUAAAUGUUCCUUAGGUUUGAAAAAUAACAAUGUACAGCUUAGUAGUUCUUGGGAAGAAGACUUUAAAACGAUGAAAUAGUGUGUACUUGAAAGAACUUCUGUGACGGUGAUAUUUUGACCAGCUCUUAAACUUGUGGAACAAAAGUUUGGCUUCAUGUACGCAAACAUCUAUUUGAAGGUGAUAAUAUAAUCAUGGUGCAAGCUGUGGCUUCACUACUUUGAGCAAAGGUUGAAAUCUUUAGGCAGCACUUGAGGGAAAGCACAGUGAAUAUCUUGCGGGGGUGCAAUGGGUUUUUUGCUCAAAAUGUCAAAGCACCUAUUAUACACACAUCUGUAAGCACUACUGAUGACCAAUUUUAAAAAAAACUAUAAUGCAACGUCUGGUGUCACUUGAAUAUUUACUUUUGGAUGUAAAACUAGUGGUGUGUAUCAUUCUUGUUAUUUUUUAUAUUUGUAUAAAAUAGUUCAAUUCAUGUAAAUAUUAACAGUUUGUUUCACUGUUGAGGAAAGUAGAUAGAUUCAAUUAAAAUGUUGAAAUUUUUCAAGGUUAAAAGA
Asterias rubens (European starfish) is the source of this 4680-nucleotide messenger RNA. Its product is annotated as repressor of RNA polymerase III transcription MAF1 homolog. Gene Ontology annotation, cellular component: nucleus. NCBI's taxonomy places the organism in Eukaryota, Metazoa, Echinodermata, Asteroidea, Forcipulatida, Asteriidae. Gene Ontology annotation, molecular function: RNA polymerase III core binding. The record is from RefSeq and is a predicted model, not a curated record. Bases 540 to 1361 code for a protein of 273 amino acids. Gene Ontology annotation, biological process: negative regulation of transcription by RNA polymerase III. The transcript is spliced from 6 exons.